Molecule: messenger RNA, 1578 nt
Organism: Australozyma saopauloensis
Lineage: Eukaryota; Fungi; Ascomycota; Pichiomycetes; Serinales; Metschnikowiaceae
Gene: SRV2
Product: adenylate cyclase-binding protein
Exons: 1
Coding region: 1-1578 (525 amino acids)
Biological process (GO): cytoskeleton organization; actin filament organization
Cellular component (GO): cytoplasm
Molecular function (GO): adenylate cyclase binding; actin binding
Source: RefSeq, a predicted model, not a curated record
AUGUCUGGUUCCUCCGACAACUCCCAAUUGAACGUCCAAGGCUACAACAUCGUCACCAUUCUCAAAAGAUUGGAGGCAGCCACCUCCCGUCUCGAAGACGUCAGUAUUUUCCAGGAGGAAAUCCACAAGAAUGCGGCCAAAGACCAAUCCUCCUCCAGCCCCGAAACCAAGGCCGUUCUCGCAUCUGCACCCGAGGAAACACUCCCAUCGCCUUCUCCUGCCCCAAUUGCGCCGGCCGAAAAAGUCAAGUUUGUGUCCGAGUUCGAGAACUUCAUCAAGGACCACAUCGAUCCCUUUGUCCACAGCUCCGAGGCCAUAGACGCCCAGGUGGGCAAGGCGGCGCAGAGCUUGAAGGCUGCGUUCGAGGAGCAGGUCAAGUUUUUGGAAUUGGUCUCGAGAACGCAGAAACCAGACCCGCUGGACCCGCUGUUUGUGCUGACGUUGUCCCCCAUGAACACCCACAUCGAGGAGAUCUCCAACAUCAAGAAUGCAAACAGACAGUCCGAGUAUUUCAACCAUUUGAACACCAUCGGCGAGGGUGCGCCCGUGUUGGGCUGGAUUGUCUCCGAGACGCCCGUGUCGUUCAUUCCAGACUUUAAGGACAGUGCCCAGUUCUGGUCCAACAGAGUCAUGAAGGAGUACAAGGAGAAAGACCCCAAGCAUGUGGAGUGGGUGAAGCAGUUCUUGAGCCUGUUUGAUGCCUUGAAGGCGUACGUCAAGGAGUACCACACCACUGGUCCCUCGUGGAACGCUAAGGGUCAAACCCUUGCAGACUCCUUGAAGGCUCCAGCAUCUGCCCCUGCUACUGCUUCUGCUGGUGCUGCUGCCGGCGGUCCUCCUCCCCCACCUCCUCCACCUCCAACCGACUUGUAUGCUGAGAGCUCGGAACCCAAGUCUGGUGGAAUCAAUGCUGUCUUUGCUGACUUGAACAAGGGAUCCGACGUGACAUCCAAGCUCCGCAAGGUCGAGAAGUCGGAGAUGACCCACAAGAAUCCUCUGUUGAGAAAGGAGGGCGCCAUCGCCAGCAAGCCGCUUCCACCAAAGAAGCCUACCAGCCUCUCGUCUGCCUCUGCCGCUGCUCCCGCCGCAAAGCCUCCUCGCAAAGAACUCAUUGACGGAAGCAAGUGGAUCAUUGAGAACUUCACCGAGAGCUCUGCACCCGAGCCCAUUGAGAUCGAGUUAGAGAGAACCCAGUCUGUGUUCAUUGGAAAUACCAGCGGGGUCACCAUUGUCAUCAAGGGCAAGGGAAAUGCCGUUUCGAUUUCCGAGACCAAAAAGACCGGAAUCGUGGUGGAGUCGCUCAUUUCCGGUAUCGACGUCAUCAAGUCUUUUAAGUUUGGUGUCCAAGUGACGGGCGUUGUCCCUCUUAUAAGCGUAGACAAGUGUGAGGAGGGUAGCAUUUACUUAUCGCAGGCUAGCGUCGACGCGUCCUCGCAAGUAGUGACCUCCAACUCCAGUGCCAUCAACAUCAACGUUCUCGACGGCGAGGACUUUGUUGAGUUGCCUGUGCCCGAGCAGUUGAGCCAUACGAUUAAGAACGGCAAGAUUGUGUCUGAAGUGAUUGAGCAUGCUGGCUAG